UUCUGCAGUAAUGUCUGAAAUUUUCACGUACUGUGGCUUUCUGUAGUGUCGAAUGAUUCACUCGAAAGGGGGUGACAUUCUUUCUUCCAUUCGCGGUCCCUGAACCUGGAAUGACCUCCUGCGAUCCUCAGCCCCUGUGCUAUGGUACUGAUGCAAGCUCACAGGGAGAGAGAAUUGGACCAUGGUCCGCGACUUGAGAGAACUAGUUCGGGUCCGCAUCAUCCCAAAGUUUGGAAUGCGACCCGCCAUAACGGCGGAGAUCGCGAUCAGGCGUCGCUGGUGAUGUUUACUCGUCUCUGGGGCGUGAUCAUCCAUUCUCCUGCUGAUUUGCAAGGCACAAAAAUGCCCGGGAUGUUUGUUUACUUCCUCCUGGUUGUGAUGUGGCAUGCUUCCAGGGAAUAUGGAAAAAGGGAAAGCAGGAUAAAAGGUCCAGCAACCCGAUCGGUCAUCUGUCCCAUCGUCAGCCUAUUGAAUCGUUGAGGUCCUCUUUGCGUGUUUUCUCUUCUGCGUGGACGUGUUUGAUCUGAUAUUUUCGUUUGGCCAACGGCCCAAGUCGCUCUUUUAUAAACUAUUUCUUUUGCAGCGUACGGGAAACUUCCGACGAUUACCUCACCAUGAAAGGAUUUGUAGGUGGUGUGCCCGUGGCCUUGCUCGCCGCAGCGGCUUUGGCGCAGGCUCAGGAGGGCAUCCGAGGACCUGCUCAGGUGAAUGGGGCGAGCAACGUCCGCCGCCAUCAUGUGGAAUAUGUGCCAAGCGGCAAUACAGUGAUUGGAGGGCCGAGCGGAAGCGACUCGGGCAACAGCGCCAGCAUUGAUUUCGAGUCGGAGUUUUCUUCUAAAGUCAACGACGCGCAGGUUGAUGAUCAUGGGGUCGACGUCGACAAGACCACCGACUACCACCCACACCCCGUCCACAACGAGGUCGAGGAAGGGUUCUCGGAUCCUUUCCCGGAGCCCUUGCUGGCGCCCAUCCCUCUCGCAAUGAAGAAGCGCCAAGAAGGCAAUACGGCUAUUGGGGGCACGUCGGGGUCCGACGUUGGCAAUGCCGCCGACUUGAGUUUCGACAGCGAGUUCGACUCCGAAGUGAACGAUGGGAUAAUCCCGAUCCAUUAUCGACGUCAUGCGAGGCGCCAGGGCGAUUCCGUCAUCGGGGGUCCUGGGGGUUCUGAUAGUGGUAACAGUGCCAGCUACGAUUCCGAGAAUGAAUUCGAAUCUGAAGUCAACGACUCUGAAACCGAGGUCGAGUCCAAGGUCGACGAUGCCUACAAGGACGACCAUCAUAUUGACUACGAUGAGUUGAAUGAUAUCCAUCCUCAUCCGGUUUACAAUGAAGAGGUCGCUCCUGCCCUGGUCCCGAAGCCAUUCGGCGAGUCCUUGUUUGUGAAGCGCAAGGAUGAUAAAGAUUUUGGACUGAACACCGACUCUGAUUCCGACUCGGAUGACGAACACCACACCGUGCCUUUCAAGAAGGGAAAUACCGUCAUCGGUGGUCCUGGAGGAUCUGAUACCGGCAAUGAUGCCGCCUUUGACUUCGAGAGUUCCUUUGAUUCGAAAGUUGAUGACACCUUUCACGAUGAUCAUCACAUUGACUACAAUGAAGCAAACCAUAUCCAUCCCCACCCGGUUCACAACGACUUCGAGUCUCACCACGUCCCUGAACCGUUCUCCGGGCACUUCUUUGUGAAGCGCCAGGGUAACUCUGCCAUCGGUGGCCCCGGCGGAUCAGACAGUGGGAGCGAUGUCGAUUACUCGAGUGAACAUGAGCUCGAAUCUGAGGUACAUGACGCCCACAAGGACGACCACCACGUUGACGCUUCUGUUGUGAACGACAUCGGAGGUGGGGGAGUGUACAACCACCAGACUUUCCCGCACCACGUGUCGGGGCCUGUGCCUGUUCCCUACAAUAUUCCUGGCCCGGAGUCAUUUGAUGGACCCCAGCGUCCGGCUGUCGCCCACGACCCUCAGGUUCCGGCGGCUGUGCCCGGCCCUGAAAUGCAGGCAAGUGCACACGCCCCCAGGAGCGAAGCUAGUGUCCAUGGGCCUGCGAGCGGGAAUGUCCCACCAUGCAGCACUGUCGUCCACGAGGUUGUGCACACUGUCACACAGACCCUUCCCUCGCGACCGACAAUGGCUCCCAUGGGCAUGUUUUCGGCUGUUCCUAUGGCUCCUUUCGGUCACCACGCACCCGCUAGCAGUGGCGGUGCAGACUUUGGCGCGAUGAAAGAUUUCUUCGGAUCGCAGUACGCCCCUUCGCCUAGCUCGUCCGCCGCGGCGCACAUGUACGCUGUGCCAACGGGUGCGAUGCCCUAUGCUCCCACGCAUGCUGUGCAGCAUCCCGCAUCCACUGUGACUAUUCACAAGACCGGGUCCUCGGUGGUACACAUGCACGCCUUGCCCACCGGUGCUGCCUCUGGUGUCGCCACGAACGCUGCUGCGCAAUAUCCUGCAUCGGCGGCGACUCUCCAUCGCACCCCGUCUUCGGUCGCUCACAUGAUGAACGCUGUCCCGAUUGCCGCCACGCAUCCUGCGCAGCAGCCUUCGUCCACCCUCACCCUCCAAAAGACAUCGUCCUCGGCACAUAUGCACGCCAUGCCAACGGGAGCCAUGCCGGUUGGUGCUACCCAUCCUGCCCAGCAGCCUGCGUCCACUCUCACGGUUCAGGCCGCUUCGACCUUCGUCGCGAUUCCUGUGUAUGUCCCUGGUGCGUCCAGUGCCGCCAGUCCAAGCGGCGCGGCGCCUGUUCAAACGUCCCACAGCAGCGCGGCCAAGGCGUCCCAGUCUGCUCCGGCCUCGUCGACCCCUGCGAAGCACCACGGCAUGAUGUUCACCGGCGGUGCGGCCUCAUUUUCGCCCAACACUGCCCUGGUUUCUGUCUUUUGCGGAGCCGUGGCAUUGCUGGCCUAUGCUCUGUAAUGGAUUCAUCAACCGUUGAAUUGGGGGGAUGAGGGUAUUCGCCUAUGAUAUGUUCGGUGUCGCUCUGGCUUGAUUGUACAACGUAGUAAUGUUCAUGUCGUUCGUUAGGACAGAAUUGUGCUUUAUGAUUGAUCUGUUGUCUUGUUGUUUCAUCUUCGAAACUAGUCUUGUAUGCUCUUCGUCCAUUUAAUAUUAUCAUCUUAUAUGUCCCUAUUCCUUCUCGCGUUCCUACCUCUAUGUAGUCAAGUUUGCAGUCGGCAUCCUCCACUUUGUCCCUGGAGGCAGCGUUCAGGCAUCACUCCGUAGAUAUCC
Molecule: messenger RNA, 3224 nt
Organism: Aspergillus candidus
Lineage: Eukaryota; Fungi; Ascomycota; Eurotiomycetes; Eurotiales; Aspergillaceae
Gene: CweA
Product: putative GPI anchored protein
Exons: 2
Coding region: 615-2912 (765 amino acids)
Source: RefSeq, a predicted model, not a curated record